AGCAGAAGCCCUAGAAUAGCAAGUUCUUAAAGCCCUUGAAGGACUCGUGAACUCUGGGAAAAAAAAGAGGAAGGAAUAAACCCUAGACCAAGAAAAUGCCUGAAAACGGGAAGAAGUACGCUGAUGUUGGUGACGAUUAUGAAGAUUCGAGUCCUUCUCAACGGAGAGGUGGAAGUCCUAACGAUCACACUGAUUCUAAAUCUCAGCAUGUUUCGCGUGGAUCUUCGAAAAGUAGGGAAAGAGAAAGAGAGAAUGGGAGAGAAAAGGAGAGGGAAAGAGAUAGGGGAGGAGAUAGAGAGAAAGAGCGUGAACGUGAGAAAGAUAGAAGUAGUCGCCGUCACAGAGAUCGUCAUGAAGACCGGGGUGGUGAUAGAAGGGAACGGGAUCGGGGUGGUAGAGAUGACGUGGAUGAUUACCAUCGAAGUCGAAGCCGUGAAUUUGAAAGGCAUCGAGAUUAUGACAGAGAAAGAGAAGGCCGACGUCAUAAGCACCGUUCUCGAUCUCGUUCAAGAGAAAGAUCCAGUCAUAGGUCACGAUCUCGUUCCCGGUCACGAUCAAAGAGUAAACGAAUUAGUGGCUUUGACAUGGCUCCUCCCUCAACUACAAUGCUAGCGGCCGGUGUUGCUGCUGCUGCCGCUGCUGCAGGUCAAAUAUCUGCUGCUACAUCAAUUCCUGGAAUGUUUCCUAAUAUGUUAGCGUUAACGCCGGGACAGCCAUUCACAACCCUCCCCAUGAUGCCCGUUCAGGCUAUGACCCAGCAGGCUACAAGGCAUGCGCGACGGGUGUAUGUUGGUGGCCUUUCUCCAACAGCCAAUGAACAGUCUGUUGCUACUUUUUUCAGUCAAGUUAUGUCUGCAAUUGGGGGAAACACUGCUGGCCCAGGGGAUUCUGUUGUCAAUGUGUAUAUAAACCAUGACAAGAAGUUCGCUUUUGUUGAGAUGAGAUCGGUUGAGGAAGCUAGUAAUGCGAUGGCUUUGGAUGGGAUCAUUUUUGAGGGUGGGCCAGUGAAGGUGAGGAGGCCUACUGAUUACAACCCUUCGCUUGCUGCCGCACUGGGCCCAAGCCAGCCUAAUCCUAAUCUUAACCUGGCUGCUGUUGGGCUGACACCAGGCUCUGCUGGAGGACUUGAAGGUCCCGACCGCAUCUUUGUUGGUGGGCUCCCAUAUUACUUCACAGAAGCACAGAUUAGAGAGUUGCUUGAAUCUUUUGGUCCCCUUCGUGGUUUCGAUCUGGUGAAGGACAGGGAAACAGGGAACUCUAAAGGAUACGCCUUCUGCGUUUACCAGGAUCUCUCAGUUACAGAUAUUGCUUGUGCUGCUCUAAAUGGUAUUAAGAUGGGUGAUAAAACUCUUACUGUUAGACGAGCGAACCUGGGCACCACUCAGCCAAAACCUGAGCAGGAAAACGUAUUAAUACAGGCACAACUACAGGUUGCAUUGCAGAGGCAGUUGUUCCAAACUGGAGGUGGUCUAGGUGGUGGUAAUGGAGGUGGCCUUCCUCCUACCAAGGUCGUAUGCCUGACAGAGGUGGUUACUGCAGAUGAGCUUAAAGAUGAUGAAGAAUAUGAAGAUAUUCUGGAAGAUAUGAGGGUAGAAGGUGGAAAAUUUGGUACAUUGAUGAAUAUCGUCAUCCCGCGUCCACAACCUAACGGUGAACCAUCUCCAGGACUUGGAAAGGUUUUCUUGGAGUACAACGACGUUGAUGGGUCAAGUAAAGCCCGAGCUGGACUUAAUGGAAGGAGAUUUGGUGGAAAUCAAGUUGUGGCUGUUUUUUACCCGGAGAAUCAAUUUGCCGAGGGGAUUUACGAUGCCUAACUUGUGCAAUAGGGAGCUAGCUUCUGGCUUAAGUUCUAACUUAACUUUCACCUCUUGUCUUAUUGUGAUUUUCCAUCCCUUUCUAGUCUUGUACAGCUUUUUUUUCACUGGAAUUUGUGCCAUAACACUUGCCUUUAAGACUUUCUAGAUUUGUUUCCCCAAGUUGAUAGCACCUUUCUGUAGUUUAAAAUCCUUAAACAACUUAAACUCUGAAAUGAUUACUUAUUGUGUGCUUGUGUUUUCUCUUUAAGAA
Messenger RNA from Papaver somniferum (opium poppy), 2067 nucleotides. RefSeq names its product splicing factor U2af large subunit A-like. Gene Ontology annotation, biological process: mRNA processing. NCBI's taxonomy places the organism in Eukaryota, Viridiplantae, Streptophyta, Magnoliopsida, Ranunculales, Papaveraceae. Gene Ontology annotation, molecular function: pre-mRNA 3'-splice site binding; poly-pyrimidine tract binding. The record is from RefSeq and is a predicted model, not a curated record. Bases 96 to 1814 code for a protein of 572 amino acids. The transcript is spliced from 13 exons. Gene Ontology annotation, cellular component: commitment complex; U2-type prespliceosome; nucleus.